Thalassophryne amazonica is the source of this 967-nucleotide messenger RNA. RefSeq names its product chitin-binding lectin 1-like. The record is from RefSeq and is a predicted model, not a curated record. The coding region runs from base 138 to 437 and encodes 99 amino acids. The transcript has 2 exons. NCBI's taxonomy places the organism in Eukaryota, Metazoa, Chordata, Actinopteri, Batrachoidiformes, Batrachoididae.
CACGUUUUACUUCAAAUAAUUUUUGGAAUUACUUGUAUGAACUAAACUUAAACAGUUUUGGGCAGUUUCCUCAAACUGUUUGCAUUGAACUAGCUCAUGAGGAUUUACGGUCCGGCACAUUGUGUAUCAUAAGUGUGAUGAUUUGUUUUGUGUGUGUGGACAGUGUGCAAAACCUCACACCAACGGUGUCUGUGGACAUGCCAGAGGAGGCGCUGGUGCAGGAGCAGGAGAGAAUCAUCACCAUGUCCUACACUCUCGCCUCAGAGGCCUCCGUCAAAAGCAAAAUGGUUGCAGUUCCACCUCAGGCUAACCCUCCCGAACCUCCUUCCCUGUCUGCUUCUCUGCCUUCUCCUGUGCCACCUCCUCCUCCUCUGCCUCCUGUUUCGCUGGGGCCUCCUUCUCCUCUAAGCAACGGAAUUCACUACACAUUUGUCUAAUCUGACAGACAAAGUAAGGCCUAAAUGCAUGUUUAUGGUGCUCGUGGCCUCCUCGCUAAUGCGAGCAGGAUGCUUCUGUGCAUUUUUCACCUCUCUGCAUGCCUACAGCACUGCAACAAACACAUUUUUUGGAGUUCAGAAGCUCCGCCUCUGCUCCCAUUAUCAUCAAAACAAACAUCAGCAGGCAGUCAGCUCAUCAUACUGUGAUAAUUGUGUGUAAAUAGUUUUUUUUUUUCUUUUUUGUGUACCACUGCCAAAAUAUUUAUGGAGGGUUGAGAAAAGAAAAGGCUCAAAUGAACAUGACUGUAGCAUUGUGUGUAAUUAACAAAAGACACUCCCUUUGAUUUCACAACUUGACAGUUCAGUAGUCAGCACAGCUGCUUUUGCACAGCACCAAUUAGCUCACCAUCUGUAGCCUGGCAGCAAUAAGUCAGAAAAUAUGCUGCUGUUACUGCAGAAGAAUGCAUCAUCUUAUCACCUUGAUUAAAAUCAUACAUCAGAUAUGAUUAUUGAAAUUUAUUUCUAAACUU